Molecule: messenger RNA, 576 nt
Organism: Gekko japonicus
Lineage: Eukaryota; Metazoa; Chordata; Lepidosauria; Squamata; Gekkonidae
Product: forkhead activin signal transducer 3-like
Exons: 6
Coding region: 1-576 (191 amino acids)
Biological process (GO): regulation of DNA-templated transcription
Molecular function (GO): DNA-binding transcription factor activity; sequence-specific DNA binding
Source: RefSeq, a predicted model, not a curated record
AUGGCCAAGCGCCACCUGGCCAGAGCCGGCCCAGCAGCCAGCAGCCCCCUGCCUCCUGCUCUCCACCCGCCGGCCAUGGGCGCGCAGGAGGCGUCGGGCCCGAAGGCCAAGAAGAAGUACAGCCGCUACGCCAAGCCGCCCUACACCUACCUGGCCAUGAUCGCCCUGGUCAUCCAGGCCGCCCCGGACAAGAGGCUCCGGCUGGCCCAGAUCAUCAAGGAGAUCAGCUCCCUCUUCCCCUUCUUCAAGGAAGGCUACCAGGGCUGGAAGGACUCCAUCCGGCACAACCUCUCCUCCAACGACUGCUUCCACAAGGUGCUGAAGGAUCCGGCCAAGCCCAAGGCCAAGGGGAACUUCUGGACGGUCGACGUGAGCCGCAUCCCGCCCGAGGCCCUCAAGCUGCAGAACACACCCAUCUCGCGCAGGGAGGAGGCGGCCUUUGUCCAUGACCUGACCCCCUACGUGCUCCACGGCCGCUCCUACACCGCCUCUUGCAGUUCAGUGGUGUGCCCGUUUCCCAUCAUGCCUUGGGGCCAGGUGCCCGCCUCCUACGCGAACAGCAUGGCCUCCGGUUAA